Molecule: messenger RNA, 3728 nt
Organism: Acanthopagrus latus (yellowfin seabream)
Lineage: Eukaryota; Metazoa; Chordata; Actinopteri; Spariformes; Sparidae
Product: TRPM8 channel-associated factor homolog
Exons: 12
Coding region: 349-3102 (917 amino acids)
Source: RefSeq, a predicted model, not a curated record
UGGCAGACGAGUGUUGUGAUGUGUAACCUCCCUCUUAAGUCCCUCCCCUGAUUGUUUGUACCCUUUUCACUGAAAUACUUCCGCCUUCUCUUGCUGUCAUUUAUAUUCGCUCUUAUCUCCCGUCUGAACUUGUUCUUGGUGGGUUGACUGCUCGGGAAACUAUUGUUCAAAUUAUACACGCAGGAAGGAAACUUAACUUCCAGGACAGCCUGGCUGAUACAGCAGACAUCAUCAGAUACCAAUUGUUAAAGCUAAUGUUCUAAUGCAGUUUACAUUGGACUCAGCAUAAUUUUCUUUUGCUCCACCUUCCUUGUCAUCCAGUCCCUCAAAGCAUCGAUCCUUCUCACCAUGUCCAACCAGCCCACUCAGAACCAGCAUGAAGCGACCUACCUGUCUCUGAUGAGAGGCCUGAGAGAGCUGGACCUCCGGGGCCCCGCUGUUCCCAGUGACCUGGUUCUGAUUGGAGACCAUGCCUUUCCUUUGGCAAUGAACAGCCAAGGCCAGGUCCUGAUGGCUGCCUCUCUGUACGGCAGUGGAAGGAUUGUGGUCCUGGGUCAUGAGGCCUACCUGACCGCCUUUCCUGCUCUGGUAGAGAACGCUCUGACCUGGCUGCGAGGAGAUGGAUCUGACAACUUGUCUGUUGGCGUCCACAACAACGUCAGGGCAGUUGCUGAUAACCUCAGUAGAUCCAGCUUCAAAGCUGAAGUUGUGGGGGCCUUUAGUAAAAAUCUGGGGGUGGGAGUGUAUGUGACUGAUGCCUACAGCGUGGGUGCACAUGUGGAUCUGGUGGCGUUUAUGAAAGCUGGAGGAGGAGUGCUGAUAGCGGGGCAGGCGUGGAGCUGGGCUGGAGCUCAUCCCAAGGAGAACACGCUGCUUCUGUUUGAUGGAAACAAGGUUUCUGGUGUGGCAGGGAUCUACUUUUCUGACCGUCAUGGUGAGGUAGAGUACCUGCCUGUCUACCCACAGAUCCCUUCAUCCUGGAUGUCUGUAGUAAUCGGUAAGGAUUUUGAGGAUGACUUGGAGUUCUUACUCCAGGGGAUCUCAAACUUUGAUCUCAAGGAUGCACCCGUUUCUGAGAUUCUGAUCCAUGGCCCGCUAGCCUUCCCAAUUGCUAUCACCAAGUGUGGACAAGCGUUCGUGGCAGGAGCCUACUAUGGGCAGGGACGGGUUAUUGUGAUCACACAUGAAGGACUUUUCAAUUGGGAGACGCUGGCUCCAUUUUGCAUCAAUGCUAUUCACUGGUUGGAUGAAGGCCGGCAGGGGGUUGUUGGUUUAGAGCCAGGCUUUGAACAAGCCAGGGAACACUUUAGCAAGUCAGGGUUAAAGUGUGAGUCAACAUACUUCAGGGAAGACCUGAGUGUGUUUGUGUGCUCAUUGUAUAAUGAUGGUCUAGCAGAGAAAAUCCAAGAAUUUGUAGCAGAAGGAGGAGGCCUGCUGAUUGGUGGACACUGCUGGCACUGGGCACAGACACACCCUGGGCAAAACCCAUUAACUGAUUUUGCAGGGAACAAGAUCCUGAACAAAAUGGGCUUGAGUGUGUUGGGCAACGUCAUUUGGGGAGGUGUCCAUGAGGCCCCUGAGCCCAGCCGGGCCAUCAAAGACACCUACCACUUCCGCCACCUUCUGAACCGCUUUGCUAGUCAUGUAGCCCAGGGGCAGGAACUUACACAGCAUGAGGAGGAAUGCCUUAAAAAACUGGGUUCGGACUGUGCCACCUACUUGCACAUGGAGGCUCAUGACUGCACCUCCUACACACAGGUGGUGUCCACCAUCACUGACCUCAUAAAGAAGUCGGACAUUCCACAGGUGUGUGGCAGCUGCCCUGUGACGACUCCCAAAGACCACCUGCUCCUCAGUGUGGCAGCAGAGGUCUACAAGGUCUGCCCAGAUCCCGAUGCCCUCCUGCCCUCUCUCAUCAAGAAUAACCCCUUGUUGCCAGUUGUCUACAACUACAGAAUCAAGAUUAAUACAAAAACAGGAGGAGGGGAAGAGUGGAUCAGUACAGGCCUCUACCUCUCUCCUGGUAUGAAGACCUACAUAUCCCUACCAGAAGAGAUUGUCAACAAGGACUGGAAGAUCCAGAUCGGCUGUCAAACAGACCAUCUCUGCCAUGAGGUGUUGCUGAGAGCACCGCAUGUUCAUGAGCAAUUUCCUGUGACCUCAAACAUGAUGCAGGUGUGGAACCUGUGGGGGGGACUCAUCUACCUGGUAUCCCCACCCAACACACAAGUGGAGGGCCUAGAGGUCACAGUGCAGAUGGCUGUACCUGCACCAUAUUAUAAAUCUGGUGUGACAACAGCAGCCCAGUGGUCGCUGCUGCGUACAGCUCCUUCUCCCUGGGCUGAGUUGGAGUUUGACAACAUCAUCCUCACUGUGCCGUCAAAAGCUAUUCGGAACCUGGACCGCCCUGAUGAGUUGGCGACACUUUGGAAUGACAUCAUGAGGGGCAUAGCUGACCUGGCUGUCAUACCACACAAAUUUGCCCGCAAAGAGCGCUUUGUAGCAGAUGUGCAGAUUUCACAUGGUUGGAUGCAUGCAGGUUAUCCUGUCAUGAUACACGAGACAGCAGCAGAUGAACUGAUCAACGUUAAGAAUGCAAGGACUAAUGGCAUUUGGGGCCCGAUCCAUGAGCUGGGACACAACCAGCAGAGAUGCUGUUGGGAGUUCCCACCAAACACUACAGAGUGUACAUGCAACCUGUGGGCAUUGUAUGUGCAUGAAGAAGUGCUGGGAGUCAGCAGGACACAGGCUCAAGGCAUUUCUAAAGAAAGUCGCCACAAGCUAGCAAAGGACUUUGUCGACGGGGGCAGGAACCUUGACAGUUGGACCUUCUUUGUGGCCCUGGAGACAUAUAUGCAGCUCCAGGAGAAGUUUGGCUGGGAUGCCUUUAAGAAGGUGUUUGCUGCCUACCACAAGAUGAGCGACUUUCCCCAUGACAACAAAGGAAAGAUGAACCUGUACGCUGAGACUUUCUCCCAGAUUGUGAAGAUGAACCUGGCAGGAUUCUUUAAGGCCUGGAGUUGGCCCAUCGAAACUGCCACUGAGGAGAAACUCUCCAACCUGCCGCCCUGGAGUGACCACCCCAUGACCCAGUUUGACUGAACUGCACACCGCUGCUGCUGCUUACAAGUGUAGAGAGAGAUGUGGUUCAGGGGUAAUUCAAUUAACUGACUUUCUUUUCCUUUUGUAUUCCUUUCUUUUUAAUUAGAUUUAUUGAGAUGGUAAAAAAAGAAAGAAAAAAUACCAGAGGAUUUUGGUUCAAUGUGAUAAUUAAACUAAUACUCUCAGGCUGAGCAGCCACUGUACAGAUUCAGCCAAGUUAGUAAAUCACACUAAUAUGAACUGUUAAUGGACAAUAACGACUAGGAGUAAAUAUUUAGUGUAUGUUUGUGUGAGCGGCUGAUUUGUUUAGUAUAAUUUAACAUAACAUGCACAGUGUCUGCCUAGAUAAAGGGAAAUAAUUAUUGAUAACGAGAAAGUUGGUUAUAUACUGUAAAUUAGCCACGCAUCUUUUGAAUUCAGUGCAUUCAUUUUGAAAUGUUUUUUUUCACUCUUCCAAUGAAUAUGAUACUUCAGAGGGUGGAAUACAGAAAUUCAGUGCCAGCCAAAGCCUUUUGGGGCCCCUAAGCAGAAUUUUAUUUGGGGCCCCCCUUGGCAGGUAUAUUGAUCAUGAAAUCAGAAUAAUCUUGUCUUGAAUUGUUUGUUCAUUCAUUCAUUCAUUCAUUUAU